This is a messenger RNA of Pteropus alecto (black flying fox), 1528 nucleotides long. RefSeq names its product serpin family B member 2 (gene SERPINB2). The record is from RefSeq and is a predicted model, not a curated record. The transcript has 8 exons. Gene Ontology annotation, biological process: negative regulation of endopeptidase activity. The coding region runs from base 45 to 1292 and encodes 415 amino acids. NCBI's taxonomy places the organism in Eukaryota, Metazoa, Chordata, Mammalia, Chiroptera, Pteropodidae. Gene Ontology annotation, molecular function: serine-type endopeptidase inhibitor activity.
ACCGUUUCCUGUCAUACAGCACCUCAGAAAAUAAGGUUGAAACAAUGGAAGACCUCUAUGUGGCAAACACAAUUUUUGCCCUCAACUUCUUCAAGCAUCUGGCAAAUACCAGCUCUACCCAGAAUCUCUUCUUCUCUCCAUGGGGCAUCUCCUCCACCAUGGUUAUGGUCUACCUGGGCGCCAGAGGCGACACCGCGGACCAGAUGGCCAAAGUGCUUCAGUUUCACAAAAUGAGAGUCCACGACGUCACCCCAGUGACCCCAGCGAUUGCCACCGGUUGUGAACUCAAGCAGCAGAUCCAGAAGGCCACUUAUCCUGAUGUUAUUUUGAAGGCACAAGCUGAAGAUACAAUCCAUUCAUCCUUCCGUUCUGUCAUCUCUGCAAUCAACGCGUCCACAGGGGCUUAUGUAUUGGAAAGUGCCAAUAAGCUGUUUGGAGAGAAGUCUGAGGGAUUCAAGGAAGAAUACAUACGACUCUCUGAGAAAUAUUAUUCUACAGAACCCCAGGCAGUCGACUUCCUAGAAUGUGCAGAAGCAGCCAGAAGAAAGAUUAAUUUCUGGGUCAAUACUCAAACCAAAGGCAAAAUUCCAAACUUGUUACCUGAAGGUUCUGUAGAUCCGGAGACCAGGAUGGUUCUGGUGAAUGCCGUCUACUUCAAAGGAAAGUGGAAGACUCCAUUUGAGAAGAAAUUAAAUGGGCUUUAUCCUUUCCAUGUGAACUCGACUCAGCAUAAACCUGUACGAAUGAUGUACUUACACGAAAAGCUGAACAUUGGCUACAUCGAAGACCUAAAGACUCAGAUUCUAGAACUCCCAUACACUGGAGAUGUCAGCAUGUUCCUUUUGCUUCCAGAUGGAAUUGCUAACGUGUCUACUGGCCUGGAGUCGCUGGAAAGUGAAAUAACUUAUCACAAACUCGACAAGUGGCUCAGCAAAGACACGAUGGCUGAAGAUGAUGUUGAGGUAUACAUCCCCCAGUUCAAAUUAGAAGAGCACUACGAACUCAAAUCCAUUCUGAGAAGCAUGGGCAUGAAGGACGCCUUCAGCAAGGGCCAGGCCGAUUUCUCAGGGAUGUCGGAAGGGAACAACCUGUUUCUGUCCGAAGUGUUCCAUCAAGCCACUGUGGAUGUCAAUGAGGAGGGCACUGAAGCCUCUGCUGGCACCGGGGCUAUUAUGUCAGGGAGAACUGGCCACGGAGGUCCACAGUUCGUGGCAGAUCAUCCUUUCCUCUUCCUUAUAAUGCACAAAAUAACCAGGAGCAUCCUCUUUUUUGGCAGAUUCGCCUCACCCUGAAAUUGAAGGGUUCUGUUUCCGUAAAGGAUUUUGGAGUAAGAGCUAUAAGCCUCAGAAUUGCUAUAAGUACUAAAAAUUAGAGGCUUUAUCUGUAUAUUUCUGUUUUCCCGAACAACUUCUACUACACACUAGAUAUAAUACAGAAAUAACUAGACAAUUGUCAAUUAUAACAUAACAACCCUAUGAAUUGUUUGGUUUCUUAAAAUGGGAUGAUGUUCCAUUUUGUUCUUCCUUAC